Trichobilharzia regenti is the source of this 1713-nucleotide messenger RNA. NCBI's taxonomy places the organism in Eukaryota, Metazoa, Platyhelminthes, Trematoda, Strigeidida, Schistosomatidae. The record is from the annotation of a GenBank genome assembly.
CAACUUUUACAAGGGAUUCAAAGCUGUUUUGGAAAAGUAAAAGUGUUAAGAUGAAUCAUUAAACUGUAAUGAAAUAAUAUCAGUAAAAAGUUUGAGCAUUGUGGAUUAGAUCAAAUAAAGUAUAAUUAUAUUUUAAUAGUUUACACACAAUGAUAAGUCUUGUUAUUGGUAAUAUUUCGAGCAAAAUUGCUGCCCGUGUUCACACCACUGUUGGAAUUGUUUUAUUCACACAUUUAUGAUUUGUACUCAUAUAUAUAGUUCAUUAUUAUUAUUUUUUUGUUCAUUCAUGUUUUGUGUGUGCAUAUGUGUGAUAGCGAAAACUCCGAAUGACAGACAAGUAACUAAAGCCAAUUGGAUUGUAAACUUGUCAGACAGAAAGUUAACAGAAGCAGAAGAAAGUGUACUGAUGAAAGGGAUGAACUUCAAUAUCAGCAACAAAAGAUUAAAACCUGAAGACAUCAUACCUGUAAUUGAAACAGCACUCGAAGGAUAUGACAAGCAAAAAGCUGAACUGGUACGAGCACAAUGUGCACUUACCUUAAAAAAGCAAAAAGCAGAAAAACCAAAUAUAACGAAAGAGGAACUAAAAGCACUUCAAGACAUAAAAGCAGACAAAUCCAUUGUCAUUACUCAAGCAGACAAAGGAAACACAACAGUAUUACUUAACAAAACAACAUAUAAUCAAAAGAUGAAUGAACAUCUACAAUCUGGACCCUAUACCAUAAUGACUAAAUCAGCUGAAACGAUCAUCAACAAAACAAUGAAAGAAACAGCAAAGGUAGUAAGACAAAUGAAUGAAGUAAUUGGUAAGUCAAAAUGGUUUGAAAUUAUGCCAAAAUCCUGUAAUGUACCUAGGAUAUAUGGUAAGAUAAAAUUGCAUAAAGAGGGAUAUCCAAUAAGACCGAUUGUAGACUUCAGAAACACACCAACGUAUAUGCUAUCCAGAUUUCUCUCGACAAUACUAAGACCGACAAGAGACAACUCAAAAGCUAGAAUAUAUAUAUUUUUUGGCCUGAAAAGACAGAACACAGUUAUCCGUAGAAGAAAUAAUAAAAGGGGUAGAAUUCUGUCUGACAACGACAUAUUUCACAUUCGAAGGAAAAAUAUACCAACAAAAUGAGGGAGUAGCCAUGGGAUCGCCUAUCUCACCAAUUAUAGCUGACAUAUUCAUGGAUUAUUGGGAGGAGAAUGCCCUUAAACCAUUCAGAUCAUCACUAAAAUGUUGGUGGAGAUAUGUAGACGACACACUAGUAAUAGUGAAAAAAACGAUACUGAGAAACUUUUAUCACACAUAAACAGACACGUCGACUCAAUAAAAUUUACUAUGGAACUAGAGAAUGAAAUUGGAGAACUGCCCAUGUUAGAUUGCAAACUACAAAGAAUGACAGAUGGUAGCAUAAAAACAACGAUAUAUAGAAAAGCCACACAUUCUGGAAGAUUCCUUGAUUAUUACUCAGCUCAUCCACUCUCGGUAAAACGAGGACUAAUACAAGGUCUUGCAGAUAGAAUACGUAGACUUACAACAGCACCAGAGGACCAGCGUAAAGAAAUAAAAGUCCUAUUCAAAAUGCUACUCGAAAACAACUACCCUAGAGAAUUUAUAAAAGAUAAUAUAAAAAAGAGAAAAAAGAGGGUAAAACCGGAGAAUAACAAGAAGGAAGAAUGGAGAAAAACAGUCGCAAUACCAUAUAAAAAUGGUACAUCAGAGGCAAU